CGCGGUUAGUCGACAGCAUGGAUCCCGUCAAGACGGACAGCGCUUUCUAUCACAAUCUACUGAUCAACAAGUUUCACCUUCUGCUCCACAUCGCCCAGUGCGUCAGCUUUCUGCCCUACCCGUCCUAUGUGCUUCGGCAAGCCGUGGACCGUCGCCAUGGGCUCCGCACGUGGGCGCUACGCUGGCUGAACGGUACGGUGGGCGUCCUGUGCUUUAGCAUCUCACUGCUCUGCUACUUUCUCAUGUACAUCUACUAUCCGGAGCUAAUGUACAAGGGCAAUCUGCCGGCUGUCAUUCAUAUUAUGUAUCACGUGGAAAAUUGGCUACGAGUGUUGCUGGUGCUGGUAGCGCUGGUUGGACCGAGGUUAAGUGAACGCUUCCUUCGCGAAACGAUCGACACGCUCGUGCUGAUAAUGAAGCGUUUCGAUCGUGUUGCACAGAUGCAAGGUGUGCUGGGAGCAUCCGCUAUCAUCGCCAACCGGUUGCUGCUACUGUACUGCUGCCAUACGUUGAUUGUCACCGUCACCGUGUGGAUCAGUACGGAACAUCCAGUGUCGACGCUGCUCAACGUUAACUACCUUGCACCGUACGUGACCAUAGCCGUUUACAUCCUCCUCUACCAAGCACUGCUAUCGUCCGUUGGUGGAAUUGUACGGUGCCUUAAUGAUAGUCUGCGUGAAGUUACACUGCUGGAGAAAAAUCACCCCGAACGCCCAUAUGGCAGGCACACGACCAUCAGCUACAUACAGCUCGACAGUGCGAACCAAGCACAGGCCCACAGUUUGCACGUGACUGUGGCGACCAUCGAAAAGCUUUCCACCUUGCACAUGGGCCUGAUGCGGUUGACUCGCGAAGCUAACAACCAUUUCGGUGUGCUGAUGCUGAUCAUCUUGCUGUCCACGUUCAUCCAAAUCAAUAUGAUACUGAUCGAACUGUACCAUAACAUCGGACAUCCCACGUUGCCGGAGUACUGUCUGUGGAUUUUGUUCCUGCACGCCAUCGUACACUUUACAUUCUUCUUUGUGAUUGCAAAAUCGAACCACGCAAUACAGCAGCAGAACGAACGCACCAUGCUGCUGCUGCACGAGUUUAAAUGUUCCUGGAGCAACGAACAAAACGUGGCGAUUGAACAUUACAUUUCGCAAAUUUCCAAUCUUCAGGAUAUCCACCAAGCCUGCGGGAUGAUCAAUCUGGACAUGAAACUCAUCGCCAACGUUGUUGCAGCGAUUACAUCCAUCAUGGUUGUGCUCAUCCAAUUCUCAGACACUGGACUAUAAAAGGAUCAAUUUUCUUUAGACUAUUUCAAACAAACUUUUUGCUUGCAAGGGUAAUCCUACAAAACAUUAACUUCAAAAUUUUAUUUUGAAUGUGACCGUUGCUUAAAAUUUACGGGGAUGAAGUUUGGAUGGAUGCCUAAAACGUGAAUCAGUUUCAUAAUUUAAAUGUCUAAUACAUUGUUGCUCGAGU
This is a messenger RNA of Anopheles stephensi (Asian malaria mosquito), 1467 nucleotides long. It is a transcript of the gene Gr59f, whose product is annotated as putative gustatory receptor 59f. Gene Ontology annotation, cellular component: neuronal cell body; axon; dendrite. Bases 18 to 1277 code for a protein of 419 amino acids. The record is from RefSeq and is a predicted model, not a curated record. NCBI's taxonomy places the organism in Eukaryota, Metazoa, Arthropoda, Insecta, Diptera, Culicidae. Gene Ontology annotation, biological process: sensory perception of taste. The transcript is spliced from 4 exons.